Hypoxylon trugodes is the source of this 765-nucleotide messenger RNA. Its product is annotated as cytochrome b5-like heme/steroid binding domain-containing protein. The record is from RefSeq and is a predicted model, not a curated record. NCBI's taxonomy places the organism in Eukaryota, Fungi, Ascomycota, Sordariomycetes, Xylariales, Hypoxylaceae. The transcript has 5 exons. Gene Ontology annotation, molecular function: heme binding. Bases 293 to 700 code for a protein of 135 amino acids. Gene Ontology annotation, cellular component: intracellular membrane-bounded organelle; membrane.
CCGGGGUAGUGGGGAGUAGCGGGGUUCCGGGUUGCAUCGUUGCCUUGUUCAAACAGUGGUCAGGCGUGGUCGAGAUGUCUUAUCCGAAGCCCACCCGCAAAAAUCCAACCAGUCCACUAGCCGAGUCCGGAUAACAUGGCCCUUUCCAUGAUUUUAUUUGGAGUUUGUAUGAAUACGUUAGCGUAGAAGAUGUGGGCAAAAUAAAAAUGAAGUAAAAUAAAAUCAAAUAAAAUAGGUACCUGCAUUUGCUGUAGGAAAAAAGCGCAUAUUGGUAUCGAGAUAAACUCUCACGAUGGGCGAGAAAAGUAGGGCGUUUUCGAAGGCUGAGCUUUCGGACCUGGCUGGCAAGAAAAACCUCCAUCUGUUGAUAUUAGGGAAAGUCUAUGAUGUACAUGAAUUCGUGCAUGAGCACCCCGGAGGAGAUUUAGUCUUGCUUGGGGAAGGUGGAAAGGAUGCGACGAAAGCGUUCGAAGAUGUACAACAUAGCGACGAGGCGAAAGAAUUAAUGGAGGACUAUUUGGUUGGGUAUUGCUCGGAGGAUCUGUCGCAGACGCAAAAUCUUGACCAAAUGACGAACCUCAAAGAUCGGAAAUCAAAUACAAGCGUCAGGCGUCUGGCAAAACUAUUUGGAUCAGUUUUCGUAGCGAUCUGUCUGGCUUUACUUCUUGGGCAUUUUAAAUCGGUUGCUACUGGCGGAUGAAGAUUAAUACGACGUAAGCGACAUCUAAGAAGGCUAAUAAAUAUGACUUUUCAGUAUCACGAUAG